Onychomys torridus (southern grasshopper mouse) is the source of this 822-nucleotide messenger RNA. Its product is annotated as basigin-like. The transcript is spliced from 2 exons. Bases 1 to 822 code for a protein of 273 amino acids. Gene Ontology annotation, cellular component: plasma membrane; axon. Gene Ontology annotation, biological process: axon guidance; homophilic cell-cell adhesion; dendrite self-avoidance. Gene Ontology annotation, molecular function: cell-cell adhesion mediator activity. The record is from RefSeq and is a predicted model, not a curated record. NCBI's taxonomy places the organism in Eukaryota, Metazoa, Chordata, Mammalia, Rodentia, Cricetidae.
AUGGCGGCGGCGCUACUGUUGGCUUUGGGCUUCGUGCUCCUGGGCGGCCAGGGCGCCUGCGCGGCGGCGGGCACCAUCCUAACCUCCAUCAACGGCGACGGCUCCAAGACACAUCUUACGUGCUCUCUGAACAGCAGUGGCGUCGACAUCGUCGGCCACCGCUGGGUGCGAGGUGGCAAGGUACUUCAGGAGGACACGCUGUCCGACCUGCAGAUGCAGUACACGGUGGACACAGAGGACAGCUCUGGGGAGUAUUCCUGCAUCUUCCUUCCUGAGCCCGCCGGCAGGGGCGACAUCCUUGUGGAAGGACCACCCCGGAUCAAGGUCGGGAAGAAGUGGGAGCAUUCCAGUGAGGGAGAGAGGGUGAUACUGGUCUGCAAAUGCGAUUCAUCCCACCCUCCUGUCCCUCAGUGGACCUGGUUUAAGACCUCUGACUCUGGGGACCAGCGGAUCACCAAUGGCUCUGAGAGCAAGUACGUCGUGAUAUCCACAGCCGAGAGAUCUGAGCUGACCAUCAGCAACUUGGACAUAAAUAGCGACCCUGGCACCUACAUUUGUAACGCCACCAACUCCCAGGGCACUGUCCAGGAGAGGAUCACGCUGCGUGUGCGAAGCCGCCUGGCUGCCCUCUGGCCCUUCCUGGGCAUCGUAGCCGAGGUCCUGGUGUUGAUCAUUAUCAUCGUCACUUAUGAGAAGCGACGGAAGCCCGACCAGAUCCUGGACGAGGAUGACCCUGGUGCCGCCCCACUGAAGGGCUCCUCCUUAUAUAUGAUUGCAAUCCAAGACAAGUCUGUAAGAGAGAGAUCAUACCCAGGAUCUUGA